Molecule: messenger RNA, 1795 nt
Organism: Gadus chalcogrammus (walleye pollock)
Lineage: Eukaryota; Metazoa; Chordata; Actinopteri; Gadiformes; Gadidae
Gene: dhrs12
Product: dehydrogenase/reductase (SDR family) member 12
Exons: 10
Coding region: 121-1077 (318 amino acids)
Source: RefSeq, a predicted model, not a curated record
AUCAAACGCCACGCCCCUCUUACUACAUAACAGCUUUAUUAUGCUUAUGAAACCGAGUGGGGAUGUUUAGGCAAGUUCUGUAUAAUUCACCAUUCAUCAGUUUAUACUUUGUCACUAAACAUGUCGAUGUACAGGAAUGCUGUCUGGUUGGUUAAAGGUCUUCAGGAGUACACAAAGAGUGGUUACGAAGCAGCAGCAAAGCAUUUUACCCCCGGGGAUCUAGAUGUGAAGGUUAGCGGGCGGUCCUUUGUGAUAACCGGGGCCAAUAGUGGGAUAGGUAAAAGAGCUGCUUUGGAGAUAGCAAACAGAGGCGGAACAGUUCACAUGGUGUGUCGUAACAAGGAGCGGGCAGAAGCAGCAAAGAAUGAGAUCAUUGAUCAGAGUAAAAAUCAGAAUGUACACGUACACAUAGUGGAUAUGUCCAGUGCUCUGCAAGUAUGGAAGUUUGCCCAGAACUUCAGCCAAGAAAACAGCGUAAAUGUGCUGAUCAACAAUGCAGGAUGCAUGGUGAACCAGCGCGAGUUGACAGACGAGGGCUUAGAGAAGAAUUUUGCCACUAAUGCACUAGGUACCUACAUCCUGACUACGGCGUUGAUUCCUGCACUGAAGAAGGCUGAGAAUCCCAGAGUGAUCACUGUGUCGUCUGGAGGAAUGCUGGUUCAAAAGCUGAACUUGGAUGAUCUUCAGUUUGAGAAGGGAACGUUCGACGGCACUAUGGCCUACGCCCAGAAUAAAAGACAGCAGGUGAUCCUGACAGAGAGAUGGGCAUCUCAACACAAAGAGAUCCACUUCUCCUCUAUGCACCCGGGCUGGGCUGACACACCAGCCGUCCAGUUGUCCAUGCCCGACUUCCACGCCAAGAUGCAGAACAAACUACGGACUGAAGCCAUGGGGGCGGACACCAUAGUGUGGCUCGCCGUCUCCGGGGCCUCCGGACAGCAGCCCAGCGGCCUCUUCUUCCAGGACCGUAAAGCCGUAGCCACGCACCUUCCCCUGGCCUGCUCACGGUGCACCCCACAGGAGGAAGAGAAGCUGCAGGCCACACUGGAGCAGCUCAGCAACAAGUUCAAACCCUGACCGUUCAGUCAGGGUUGGACGUUUACGUAGCAAGAACUCCCAAUACAGCCAUUACAGUAUGUAGUAUAAUUCUAAGAUUGGAUUUAUUUAUAUAAUUAUUUAACCAGUUAUGGGGAAAACCUAACACAUACCUCAAAGUUCAGUGUCUUAACAAAUAGCUAAUGGUGAUGUUAAUACUUUUUUUACUUGCAAUUAUUGGUGGAUUAAAAAAAACUGUUUUCAAACUGGUGACUUUCAAUGGUCCGCGAUCCAGAAUGUCUGGGGUGAAUUAUCCAGUGAUUCUGAAUCCGGCGUAUUCAGUGUGGACAAUCAAUAUUUGAAGAAUGACACAGCACUAGUGCAUACAUCAAGGCAAAGAUUUAUUCAGGAAGAGUGUUGUGAACCAUGACUCUAUGAAACAAAAUGCCUUGUUGAAUGAAUAGUACAUUUAAAUACAUAGUUGUACUAUGAUUUGAGACAUUAAUGCAUUUUUGUGAGCUCUUGUAAGGUGUUCCACUUGCUUCAUUACACCUUGAGCAGGGUGGUCAAGCUCACGAAGGGCCAUCGGCCGUUUCAAGUAUAAAUUUGAUAAAGAUGGACAUUAGAGAGUUACACAUAGCAGCAAUGCGUCACAAAUUACACAUUUUCAAUCCUUGAUUCAGUGCAUGAACUUACGAUAUAUAUUACAAACCUCCACAGCCAAACAGGUAAUCACGGAACACAAACAUGUUAAUUACAU